Molecule: messenger RNA, 1346 nt
Organism: Solea senegalensis (Senegalese sole)
Lineage: Eukaryota; Metazoa; Chordata; Actinopteri; Pleuronectiformes; Soleidae
Exons: 3
Coding region: 474-884 (136 amino acids)
Source: RefSeq, a predicted model, not a curated record
UUUAAAGCUCCUAUUGCCCACUCCCACUCAACACGGGGCCACGCGUACGCGUAGUGACCCCCAGGUCAUUUAAGUUUUCAGACCCCAGCCAACCUCUCUCUGGGCACUAAAUCCAAGUCUUACCCUGGGCACCAAAAAAUGGUUAGAGUCAGCCCUAAGUACUACUAAUGAUGCACACACACAGAACAGUCAUAAAAACAGAGUCAUGGAACCAGUCCUCAAACAAAUGACCUAGAAAUUCAGUUAAUCACAAGACUCUCUCUGUGUGUGGUUCUCCCUCGGUUAAGUCUAUUACUGCAGGCUGCUGGCUGUGCAACAUAGAUGGAGAUUACAGAGAUAAGACCUUAAUGCCCUCAGACACCUUCCCAUGUCUCAUCCUCCACCUCCACCCCCACGUCCCCCUGCAUCAGAUGUCCCCGCUCAAUUUUUUUUACUCAGGACAAUUGAAGACACAGUGACCCGUCACAGCCGCCAUGAAGACCGCUCUCGCCCUGCUGCUGUUCAUCGCUCUGGCCUGUCACAGCGCUCUCUCCUGUUCUGUCUGCAAAGGCCACGCCCUCAAGUGUCACACGUGCGUGGCGUCCAAUGAGGAGGACUGCAACCGGCAGGGCUCCACCCCCUGCCCUCAGUACGCCGACGCCUGCUCCACCAUCACAGGACCCAACACGGUGAUGAAGUCGUGCUCCUACAAGGCUUUCUGCGACAAGGCUCACGGCGGCAACUCCGGAGCCAAGAUGGCGUGUUGCUUCGGCGACGACUGUAACGGGCCCCACAGGAGCCACAGCCACGGGGAUCACCACCGCAACAGCGCAGGGGCUCUGGCCUCCAGCUCCGCGCUGCUGAUCAUGACGCUGAUGCUGCGUCUGGCCCUCAAUCAGCUCUAACUCUCAUCUGUUUUCUUUUCUCGUUAUCUGCCCGGACACAAACUGAACACUUUAUUUUGAGUUAUACACUAUAGCAGUUAUACAUUGUUCAAACCCCUGUGCAUGUUGCACACUUGGACCUUUAUAUGAUCAUCAAAAACUUGAAUAGUAACUUGUCAGUGUCUACACAUUAAAGCUGACGUAAAGCUGAGAAAAUCGGCCAAUAAACCCAGCGGGUGUUUGUGGUUAGUUAAUGUGUACAGAGUGAAGAACACCUCCUUACACCUCUGACCUAUAGACAGUGUUGGCGUGGGUGUGGUUUCGGUAGAUGCUUGCCGGUGUGUGAAUCUAGAGCACAACACGCUUGACACUAUAGAACCACAUGCCGUUGCUGUGGUAACCUGCGAGGAAACAGAGCAUUUUAACACCAUAAAUGCCUGUGCUUUCACGCUUGUCUGAAUAAAGAUGCAAUCACACCUAUUA